Messenger RNA from Struthio camelus australis, 818 nucleotides. Lineage: Eukaryota; Metazoa; Chordata; Aves; Struthioniformes; Struthionidae. The record is from RefSeq and is a predicted model, not a curated record.
UCCCCAGGGCGCGAGCGGGCCGAGCUCCUCGCCCUCCGCUCCAUCUCUGACGACGAGCUCAGGGACGUCUCGGAGCAGCUCUACGCCGCCGACGGGAACCGGGCCGCCAGCGGGGAGAUCGUCCUCGACCUGCAACACAAGAUCCCAGCCUCCGAGGCCAGCGCUGGCAAGGACUAUGCCUCGAAGAGGCUCUUCAGAUACGUGGCGGAGGCCACGCUCUUUGCCAAGCCCACCUUCGCCCGCUUCCUGGCCCUCCUGGACAACUACGACAAGAUGACGGGCCACAGCGAGACGCUGACAUCCAAGGAGGAGCAGGAGGAGGAGGCCUUCCUGGAGGCCGUCUUCCAGACGCCUGUCAUGGCCACACUCACACGCUUCUUCCUCUCCAAGGGCCUGUACCCCUCGGCGGACGCUUUCCGGGCUGACCUGAAGGAGAUGUGGUUCGGGCUGUACUCGCGCUCCAGUGGGACGGCCCUCGACUCCUCUGGCUUCGAGCACGUCUUCCACGGGGAGAUCAAGAAGGGGAAGGUGUCCGGCUGCCACAGCUGGGUCCAGCUCUACGAGCUGGAGAAGUCAGGACAACUCAACUACCUGAGCUACAGCUACGACGGGCCUUGGACUGCCUUCCCCGACGUCCUGGCCCUGCAGUACCGCUGGAGCAACUACCUCAAGAGCAUCGGCUCCAUCUUCGUGGGCUCCAGCCCCGAGUUCGACCUGGCCCUCUACACUUUGUGCUACAAAGCCCGACCCGACCAGCAGUGAGUGCGGGGGACCCACACUUGGGGGGCAGCCGGGAACACCCCCGCACCGAGGUGGCA